AUUUGCAUGUACUACAAAUUGUACUAGAUAGAGAGUUAGUUUAAAACACAAAUCGAAACAAGUUUAUGUUUUUCAGAGGCGGAAUGUGGUUGAGUGGGGUGUGAGAUUGGCUUGUUGUUGAGGUGAUUUUGAGUUCUAGUUUGUUUGGUAUCGGCUUUACUAAGGUUUAGAAUUCAUAAUAGACUUGAAAAAGCUAAUGACUUUGACAUGCUUUAGACAUCGAUUUUACAUACUUGUUUUGGGAUCGAGUUUGUUAUUUGAAUUGAAUUUGUCGAUAGUGUGUAGUCUUUUGUUAUUCAUUUGGUGCGUAGCUUUGACUCUGUUUUAUUUUAGAGGAAAACACAUUUGCUAGUUGAUUAUAUUUUGUUUCGAUUUGUGUUUCUAAGUAGUUUUGAAUUGUAAAAAACUAGUUAAAUGUGAGAUGGUUAUAUUUGGUUCGCUGUUAACUUAUGGAAUUCAUGUUUUUUAGGAAUGGCUCACCAGUUUCCUAAACGCAUUCUUCAAGAAGGUGCUGAGACGCAGAUGGAUAAGAUUAACAACACAUGUAGAAGGACGCUUCUGAAGGCGGUAAAGGUGGCUCUGAAAGAUGAGUAUGAGGAAGUUUUGAAAGACCCUGUCUUCGGGCCUCUUCUGGCGAUCAUAGAGAACAACCUCAUCUACUCAGGGAAGAUUAUUCACAGCUUCAUGUGCAAGCAGCUCAGGGUUUCCAAGCUUCACGAGCUGUGGUUUAUUUUUGCGAAGAGGCCUCUUAGGUUUUCUAUGCAAGAAUUUUAUGCUGUGACUGGAUUGAAGUACAAAGAGGAACCCGACGUAGACUUCAUUAACUGGAAGAAUGAUAAGGGGUUCUGGGCUAAUGCGCUGAAGACCAAUGCGAAGAUCAACUUAUAUACUAUAAGGGAUGAGCUCCUUAAGGUGUGUAACGAGUGGUCGUAUGUGGACAGAGUGAGGUUAGUGUAUCUGUCCAUUAUACAAUCAUUCCUCAUGGCUAAGGAUUGGAAAGUGUAUAUCCCUCAAGAAUACAUCCGCUUGGUGAUGGAUUUUGAGAAAUUGAGGAUGUAUCCUUGGGGUCUUCGCGCUUAUGAUGAGCUGAUUGCAUCAAUACUCAGAGCAAGAGAAGAUGUGCAUACGAAGAACAGCUACGUGUUGGAUGGAUUCUCAUAUGCGUUUCAGAUAUGGAUUAUGGAGGCAAUUCCAGACAUUGGUUCUAUAGUGGGUAAAAAAAUAAAAAAAAACGUGAAGAAAAUGAGAUGUAGGAAUUGGAAAGGUAGUGGUAAAGUAUCCUACCAAGAUAUCACCAGCCUAGAGUCCCACUUUGAUAAGCUCGAUAAGCUUUAGAAGCCUUUGCAACCAAACCAGCCACACCUUUCCCACUAAAAUAUGUUACGACAUUAUUCAGCAAGUGGUGAAUGCAAAUUCCGUGAUGAGCUUGCGGGUACACGUUAGCAAUAGCUUUAGCAAUCGAGGAAUUCCUAUCAGACACAAAAGCUAAACUAUGCUCGUCAGCAAUGACCGCAUUAAGUUGUCUCAUAAACCAGUUCCACGCAAGGUCAUUCUCUGAGUCGACAACUCCAAAUGCAAUAGGAUAUAAAUUAGAGUUUCCAUCUAAUGCAGUAGCAACCAGUAAUACCCCUUUGUAUUUGCUCUUCAAGAACGUCCCAUCCACAACAAUAACUUUCCGAAUUGCAACAUAGAAACCGCGAAGACUCUGACCAAAGGAGAUGAAGAGGAAUCUGAAUCGCCCUUCAGAAUCCCUUUCAUAAGACGUGUGUGACCCUGGAUUAGCUUCCCUCAUCAUGUGCAAGUAUUUGGGAAUUUUUUCAUAGCCUUCCUCUGGAAGGCCUUUCACUUUGUUGAUUGCAUACUCACGUGCAUCCCAUGCCAAAGAAUAGGAUAUCUCAAGUCCAUGUUCUGAACGCAUAUACUGGACUAUAUCAUUAGAUCUCGGCCCUUCUUUAGCAGUUUCAUACAUAUGCAUAACCAGAGUACCAAUUGUUUUUGCUGAAGCUGUCCGAACAGAACCCUUCCUUUUGGAUGCAGCACAUGAAUGAUGAGGUACAUACUUUUUGAUGAUAAAAUAAGAUGAA
This is a messenger RNA of Brassica napus (rape), 2084 nucleotides long. RefSeq lists its product as uncharacterized. The transcript has 2 exons. The record is from RefSeq and is a predicted model, not a curated record. NCBI's taxonomy places the organism in Eukaryota, Viridiplantae, Streptophyta, Magnoliopsida, Brassicales, Brassicaceae. Bases 472 to 1335 code for a protein of 287 amino acids.